This is a messenger RNA of Podospora pseudocomata, 336 nucleotides long. RefSeq lists its product as uncharacterized. Lineage: Eukaryota; Fungi; Ascomycota; Sordariomycetes; Sordariales; Podosporaceae. The transcript has a single exon. The record is from RefSeq and is a predicted model, not a curated record. The coding region runs from base 1 to 336 and encodes 111 amino acids.
AUGCACGAGUCCAAGGAGCAUGAGAUGGUCGAAAAAGUGCUCAUGGAGGUACGGUACAGGAAGAAGACGGAAAGGAGCGAGGAAAGGAAUCAGGAGAGCAACCAGAAAAGCAACAAGAAAAUCAACUCGGUUGCGCCGAGAUUUGUUGCAGCAAAGAUGAAGCACAAAACGGCGCUCCUUGCCGACCAAGAGGUCGAGAAAGCGCUCGAGGAAAUAGAGGCGAAGCGUGCUGCAAUUAGGGAAAAGCAUGCUGCCAAGGAGGCUGAAGAAAGACAGAAGGCGAGGGAAACUCAAAAAGGCGAUGACAGGGCUGGCGAUGAUGGUCACUGGGGAUGA